This is a messenger RNA of Telopea speciosissima, 1043 nucleotides long. RefSeq lists its product as uncharacterized. The transcript has 5 exons. The record is from RefSeq and is a predicted model, not a curated record. NCBI's taxonomy places the organism in Eukaryota, Viridiplantae, Streptophyta, Magnoliopsida, Proteales, Proteaceae. Bases 233 to 835 code for a protein of 200 amino acids.
GUCUCUUGAAGCUCUGUCAUCAUGGGGCUGGACUUUGACAUCCUGAUGUUCUAGUGAUUGAUAGUUUGUAUUUCUUGUAUUGAACUUUUGGGUUGCUACGUUUGAUAAUCUUGCAUCAUUCCCUUUUAGAUAAAUGAUAUGAAGGGUAGUUGUUUUGUUUGUUCUGAUCAACAAAGGAAGUGAAAGUGGGAAACUGAUUGUUUGUAGCAGAUGAUCGAUUGAUUAUUCAAUAAUGUCAAGGAUUCCUAAGAGGAAGGUUGAGAAGGUGAAAGUAAAAGUGGUUUUUCGGUUGCAGUUCCACACGACACAUAUUCCACAAACUGGAUGGGAUAAAUUAUUUGUAUCUUUCAUUCCUGCUGAUUCUGGAAAGGCAACGGCAAAGACAACCAAAGCUAGUGUCAGAAAUGGGACAUGCAAAUGGGCAGAUCCUAUCUAUGAGACAACAAGACUUCUCCAAGAUCCAAGAACCAGAGAAUAUGAUGAAAAGAUGUAUAAACUUGUUGUGGCAAUGGGUUCUUCUCGGUCCAGCGUCGUUGGUGAGGCUAACAUCAACCUUGCUGAUUAUGCUGAUGCAUCAAAGCCUUGUGCUGUUUCUCUGCCUCUUAAUUGUUGCGACUCGGGAGCUGUUUUACAUGUCACAGUCCAGCUGCUUACUUCUAAAACAGGGUUCAGAGAAUUUGAGCAGCAAAGGAAGCUUAGAGAGAAGGGGUUCCAGAUGUUGACCAAGCAGAAUAUUCAUGAUGAACCUGUUCAAAAGUUAUUAGCUUCCACAGAGAUGGCCAAUGAUCAGGUAGAUAAGGUUUUGCAGUUGUUUUGUGCUCCUGUUUUUGAUUGAUGUCUUCAUGGUAAUCAGUUACUUAAUUCAUGCUAGAAUUCAAGAUGCUCAGGAUUUCUGUAAUCUUCACUCAGACAUAGAUACCUAUAAACGUAAUUUGCAUGGCUUCCAUAGCUUACUGCUUAGCUGCCAUUUCUUGACUCAUUAACAUAUGCUGCGAACAGUUAUAUAACAUGUGCCACAGAUUGGUGUUUUUUGUUGUCAUCAA